Brassica napus (rape) is the source of this 2039-nucleotide messenger RNA. RefSeq lists its product as uncharacterized. Gene Ontology annotation, molecular function: zinc ion binding; nucleic acid binding. The transcript has 4 exons. The record is from RefSeq and is a predicted model, not a curated record. NCBI's taxonomy places the organism in Eukaryota, Viridiplantae, Streptophyta, Magnoliopsida, Brassicales, Brassicaceae. Bases 582 to 2039 code for a protein of 485 amino acids.
CCACUAUCCCCACUAUCUCCACCAUCUCCACCAUCCCCACCACUCCCACCAUCUCCACCAUCCCCACCACACCCACCAUCUCCACCAUCCCCAACUUCUUUAAAGAGAAAGAGAGAGAGAGGGAGAGAGAGAGAGAGAGAGAAAGAAAGAGAGAAAGAGAGAGAAAGCUCACCUGAGCUCGUCGCCGGAGCAACCGUGUGCCGUGAUCACGUUCAGCCUGCCACCACCGAUAAACGCCCUAGGCCAUCAUCGUGUUCCUCUCGUCGAGACGAAGCCGUAGACACCAACCACGUCUCAAACGGAGCCCGGACGAAGCCGCACGCGCCUCCCGAAGAUUCGCCUCGGCGCACGCGUGAACCACACGCGCCACCGCCGUCCGCCGGAGCCACCGCGAGUUCCGGCCACGCGCCGCCGUCUCCGACCAAAGUUCGCCGGAGCCGCCGUGACCGACCACCGUCCGUUCGCCGCCGGGAAGCUGCCGCCGCGUCGCCGCCUCGCCGCCGUCGCCGCCGUUGACUUUCCGAUUUGGAGUCCAUUUGAGCAGCUGGAGUUCAUAGAUACCACCUCUUAUUGUUGCUAAGAUGCCGCCAAGGAGAAGAACCACACGUGCCCAGACCGCCAGAGCCGUUAGAGACAAUGUGGAUGAGCAUGAGCAGCCCGCAGUUCCACCACCCGCGGCUCCACCAGUUGAUCAGGAUGCAUUGAGACAGAUGGUUCAGGAUGCCGCUAGACAGGCCGCUCAGGAGGCACUUCAGCAGAUUGCCCAGGAAGCAGCCAGGCAGGCCGCUCAGGAGGCCGCCCGAGUAGCUGCUCAGGAGGUUGCUCGUCAGAUGGCUGCCGUUCAGCAGGGACCGCAGAUUCAGGUUCAGCAAGUUCCACUGGUUCAUGUCCAACAAGAUCAGCAGAUUCCAGCUCAGCAUGAUCAUCAGGAUCCCGUUCAGCAGGUUCCCCUUCCACAGGUUCCUCUGCAGCAGGGUCCAGUUCAGCAGUUUGCUCAUGGUGUUCAGGAUCUACCGCCACCACCACCGCGACCUCAUGUUUACCCGGUUUAUAAUGAGAGGUUCUACAGGCUGACAUGUCAGAUGAGAAACAUGGAGAUGGAGCAUUUUAGCGGGACAGUGGAUGCUGUGGCUGCACACGAUUGGAAGUUAGCCUUGCAGCGGAAACUGGAGAUUAUUGAGUGUCCACCAGAGUUGUCGCUCCGAUUGACUAUGCAGUACCUUCGUGGAGAUGCUCUUAUAUGGUGGGAGGGAAUACGAUUGAGCCAUUUUGGGCCAGAGAGACUUACUUUCGCUGAUUUCAUUCGAGAGUUCGAUAGGAAAUACUUUCCGAAGGAAGCGAUGGAUAGGAAGAAGUGCGAGUUCGAGCAUGUAAGCCAGGGAGAGAUGUCUAUCAGGGAGUAUGAGGUUGUGUUCAACCAACUUCGCAGAUUUGCAGGAGUGGGCAUUUCAGAAGAAGACUUGAUUAGAAAGUUUUUGAGUGGGAUGCGAGUGGAGAUUCGUAACAGGUGUCGCGUAGUCACUCACCACCGGUUGGGAGAUUUGGUGGAGAAAGCUGCCGAGCAGGAGGCAGGCUUGGCGGAGGAGAAGGAACUCGCCAAAGCAGUUCAUGUUAAGUCUGGAAAAGCUCCAGAGUCUCAAAGGAGAGCAGGGGACCCGUCGGGAUUACCGAUAUGUCCUCGUUGCCAUCGCAGUCACAGUGGGCAGUGUAUGAGGUGUCUUACUUGCGGUAGGAUUGGACACAUUGCGAAGUUUUGUCGAGCUAGGCCAUUGGAUACGCCACCAGUCAGACAGAUUGCAGCACCAGCAGCACCAGCAGCGGCACAUGUUUGCUUUGGCUGUGGUCAGCCAGGUCACUUCAUCAGAGAUUGCCCAAGGAAGGGCAAUGCGGCACUUCCACCACCACCGAAGCGUCUAGCCAUCGCUCCACGGUGUUUUACGGUUGGAGAUUCCCAAGGAGUUGAACCGAUAGCGGUAUGUGACUUUUUCAUACUUGUUUGUGUUUGGGUAUUUUGGCUCGUGGUUGUCAUGUGUAGUUAG